AUGAGUGCUUCCGCUUAAAUAUAAGAAUUUAUAUGUGAUAAAAAGAUAGCAGAUCUUGAAUGGCGUUUUGCAAUUGCAACAUCAAAUAGCUCUGUAAAACAAUACGGUGACUGCUUCCUUUAAUUAAAGCUAAUUACAGUAGAUAAAGAUUAAAAAUAUGAAACUCUUUAAAUGGAUUUAGAUCUUUAAUAAUUUAAUGAACUCUAUAAUGAAAUAAGCAAAAUAAGAAGUUUAGUUGAUUUCAUUAAAUGA
This is a messenger RNA of Tetrahymena thermophila SB210, 252 nucleotides long. RefSeq names its product HCaRG protein. The transcript is spliced from 2 exons. The record is from RefSeq and is a predicted model, not a curated record. Lineage: Eukaryota; Ciliophora; Oligohymenophorea; Hymenostomatida; Tetrahymenidae.